Messenger RNA from Colius striatus (speckled mousebird), 4816 nucleotides. RefSeq names its product mitochondrial calcium uptake 2 (gene MICU2). Gene Ontology annotation, biological process: mitochondrial calcium ion homeostasis; calcium import into the mitochondrion. The transcript has 13 exons. Lineage: Eukaryota; Metazoa; Chordata; Aves; Coliiformes; Coliidae. The coding region runs from base 6 to 1292 and encodes 428 amino acids. The record is from RefSeq and is a predicted model, not a curated record. Gene Ontology annotation, molecular function: calcium ion binding. Gene Ontology annotation, cellular component: uniplex complex.
GGAAGAUGGCGGCGUGGAGAGCGGUGCUGGCGGUGGGUGCGCGCACUCCGCUGAGAGGGCGGCUUGCUGGGCUGCGGCCACCUCGGAACCAGCGGCAUCCGUCCAGCUGGAGAGUCGUCACCGCUGCCCUGGUCGGAGGAGGGUCCCUGGUGGCGUGUUACAGCGGGCGGCCGGGUGUGUUCCCGACGGUCCUGGCGCAGAAGGAAGAUGUCAUCAGUGCGGAAAGAGACGAAAGGCUGUCUCUUCGGAAGCACCGCUUCAAGCAUUUUGCAUCAUUGGAAUAUGAAGGAGAAUAUUACAUGACACCAAGAGAUUUCUUGUUCUCAGUAGUGUUUGAUCAAGUUGAGCGUAAAGUCUCAGCCAAGAAACUGACAGAAAAGGAGAUAGAUGCUGCACUGCUAUAUGUUGCCAAAGCAAAACCAGGACCGACCUUUUUUAGAGAGCUUGGUGAUAAAGGGUUGAUAUCUUAUGCAGAGUACCUAUUUUUGCUGACUAUCCUUACGAAACCCCAGACUGGAUUUCAGAUUGCCUUUAAAAUGUUGGAUACAGAUGGCAAUGAACAAGUUGAAAAGAAAGAAUUCUUUAAGCUACAGAGAAUUAUCGGGAAGGAAGAUGAUUUGAAAACAGCUGGAGAUGAAACAGUCUUUCGGGAAGCAGAAUUGGAAGGCUGUGGUGUUAAUACCAUGUUGCUGGUACAUUUCUUUGGGAAAGAAGGAAAGGAAAAGCUUCACUAUUCUGAGUUUUUCAGAUUCAUGGAAAACCUGCAAACGGAAGUCCAAGAAAUGGAAUUCAUCAAAUUUUCAAAGGGUUUGAACGUCAUGAGGAAAGAAGACUUUGCAGAAUGGUUACUGUACUUCACUGAUGAGGAAAACAAUGACAUUUACUGGCAGAAUGUGAAAGACAGAAUUGAGGCAGAAGAGAAUAUCAGUUUGGAAGAAUUCAAGACUUUUUGCAAGUUUACAAAUAACCUGGAAGACUUUUCUAUUGCCAUGCAGAUGUUUACUGUAGCCAAUCGUCCUGUUAAACGGGCUGAGUUCAAGCGAGCAGUGAAGGUGGCAACAGGACAGGAGCUCUCAGAUAAUGUUUUGGAUACCGUAUUCAAGAUUUUUGAUCUAGAUGGAGAUGACUGCCUCAGCCACAGCGAAUUUCUUGGAGUCCUCAGGAACCGAAUUCAUCGAGGUUUGAGGGUACCACAACAGCAAGGCAUUCAAGGUUACUGGAAGUGUGUGAAAAGAGAAAGCAUUAAAGGAGCCAAAGAAGUGUGGAAACAAACUGGGAAGAGUCCUUUUUAAAGCAGUCCAUUGUUCUUUUGCUAUAUAUGUUGUUAUUUAGGGGAGUUUGUCCUGUUUACAUAAUAGCUGAAUCAAAAAUACUCUUUUUACUGUAGUUAAACUUUAAUUAACCCAGUUUCUAAUGCAAUAAUUUUCCAUCAUUCUAGUGCAAUCUGUUUGGUUUACAGAACUGUUGUCACUUUUGAUCUCCAUUCAGAGGUACUUCUGUUCUAGGGAAUAUUGUUGUUUACUCCUCUGUGGAGUCUGACCCUGCACUGUAGCACACAGGUUACACAGGAUUUCAUAGUGGCCACUGGCAGGAACGUGACAGUAUCUCUUGUUGGAAGAGUGGACAUCACCUCCCUUAGCCACUGGCACAGCAGAUCUAUUUCUCUGGCAAGGACAGAGGUCCAAAAGGUAAAAUCACUUGCACAAUGCACGCAAAUCAAGUUACCUUGAAUCAAAAAGGGAAAUUCACGUGGUUCUUGCCCUCAGUACUGUGAGCUGCUCACGUGCUGGUUCCUGGUGGAUGAUUCUACCAGAUCCUGUGUGGAUGUCUGGUUCAUCUACCUUCCUGAUGAUAAUAUUAAACUGGAAGUACAAGACCAGUGGUACAGGCUUUAAAAGUUGUACAAAUAAUCUAUGAAUGCAAGUUGAGUCUCUCAGACCUCUUCAACAAAUAGUAUAAAUGAGAAGCAAGAAUCCUCAUUCUAUCAUAAACAGCAGUAGCUACGAUUUGAGUCAUAGCUACUUGGCUUUAAUUGUGAAGGUGAAAGCAUAACAAAAAAUACUUUAUCUUACUAAAAGUUGUGACAGGGAAUGCUGCAGUAUCUCAGGAAUUCAAGGUUAUAGUAAGUGUUGGAGGAAUAGCAAGUCCAAUAAAAUAGUUAAAUAUAAAUAUAUAAAUAAAAAUACAAAUGUUUUAUUACUCCAAAGUUAGGCAUAAGAUCAUAGACAGUAAAACAAUGAACAGAUCAAAAUCAACAUUUAGCAAUUACAGAUGAACAUUUUUUAGCUAUAACAUCACGUGCAUCUUUGUGUACACAGGUGUGCACAUUACAUGUUGUCUCUUACAACCUCAUAAACCGAUAGUCCCAGGUCCAGACCAGUCUUUCUGAUUGGCCACUAUAUAUAGGAGACAGACCUAACUGUAAAGCUCUCAAGGUUCUUCCUCUUUGCACCUCUCAGUUGUCUGAUUCAUCUUGGCUGGGCUGAAAGCUUAAUCUUUCAAGGCAAGUUUAUGAUAACAGACUCUAAGGAUGGAGUAGGGGAAUAUCUCAAGAAAACAACCAAAAAAUCUCACUGCUCCAAGAAGAAGUGUCUGUCCCUUUUAAGCAUGACACUAGCUAUGUUAUUCUCAAAAUUGUAUAUAACCUCAACAGGAGGUGUUGUGUUGUAAUUUUGGGGGGUUUUGAUGAGGAGAGUCGUGAGAAAGGGAGACCCUUCCAUGACAGGUAGACAUCAGAGCAGCCCUCACUCAGAGGAGGGACAGUAGAAACUGCAUGAGGAAACCAUAAAGAUCCCAUCAAAGAAGAACUGAGGUCACAGAGAAUAUAUUUGGUAUAUCAAUAGCCAUCAGACAGGCUUGUGCUAAGGAGGAGUCUUGCCACCCAAACCUCAGUGCUGUGGUCUACCCUAGAGAAAGAGAGAGAAGGUAGCAAAGCAGCUCAUCCCUCCAUGGCCUUCACUUGGAGCUUUAAUUUCAAUUACAUUACAUGCACCCAGAGUUGCCCACCAGAACAAAGAGCAUGUUUGUGUGAGUCCUGAAACUGUCGGGAAGAUCAGGCACAGUGACCACCAAGGACCACUUUUUUUCCCCAGGAAACAAUCCAAAGAAAAUACAGCACAGUAAACACCUCAGCCUCCCCCCAAGACUGAACCCAUGCACUGCCCUGUGGGCCACAAGAAAUUAGAUAGCUGGUUUACUUUGUGCCUUUGGAAGUUGCUCACUUCUUCUGGUGAUGGAAGCUAUGACUAGAGAGUUGGUGAGAGCAAAGGUGAGGCCAUGGGACAGGCAACAAAGCACCACAGACAGCUUCGCAUCACCAACAAAAGGACACGAUCUCUGUGUAUGUGGUUGUUUUCACCCAAAGUGUUCUUUGUCCCAGUUCUAGCUCUAAUGCAAGGCUGCCUUGUACUUGUUGCUGUUAGAGUUUUGGCAAAUCAUUUUUACGUUGGAAUGAAGAUGAUUCUUUAGCAUUUUGUUCUGUGUGAUGUUAAUAGGUUUAUGAUGUUCUUUAUUGCUUUUGUGAUUUCUGCUGUUUGUUAAUUACUUGCUAUCUACAAGCUAUUUGGUUCUCUUUGGGAAAAAAAAAUCAAUUCAUUUAGCUUUAGUGUAUCAAGAAGCUUAAGUCCUCAUUGCUCACUUGUGUCUGGGUUUGUGCAAUCUGCAGUACCUGCUUUCAGCAGCAAGUUACUAAAAUGGGAUUUCAAGUUUUGGUUUUUAGCAAAAGCUUUGGUGUCAAGUUCAGAGGAAAACACAUAUGCUUAUUUUUAAAUGAACUUUCUCUACUUAAAACUUUAUUGAUUAGGAAUUAAAAUAGAGUUAUGAAAUAUUUUCAGAAGUUAUCCUGAAAGUACAGUCAAGAAGAAACUUCUUUGACGGCCAAGUAAGACUUGUCCAUCAGGCCUGAAGAAUCAGACUCUGUGUUUAAUUUGUAGUCUCUUUUUAUUUGUCUUAACUAAAAGGCUUCUCAAGCCAGUCUUAAAAUAAUUUCUUAUAUUUAACAUCUUAGGUUGAAAGAGCUGUUUACAUAAAUGUUUAGAUGGGCCUUGUCUUUUAAGGAAUCAGUCACACUUUUAGCAUUAGAUGGUUCAGUUCCUUUUAGUAACUGUAUGGUAUUUGCAACCCAUCUGUCAGCAUGACUCAGCACAGUUUGGUUAAAAGUUUAUUCCAGCUGCCAAUCUUAUCAGUUAAACUUGUCAGUUAGGACAUUUGUAAUGUUAGGAACUCUUCCUCUGAACAGAAAUGUAUGAAAAAACUAAAUAAAAUUCAUUUUUUAAAAAAAUCUCCAACAUUGCCUCUGGAUGUUAUGUGGAGUAAAGAUGAACACACUGUACAUUGCAGAAGUCCCAGAAUUUGGUUUAAAGUAUUUCAAAAGGAUACACAAGGAUCAGACACCAGCUGUCUGCUUUGAAUCUUCCUCUGGAGGACUUGGCCCUCCGCCAUGAGCCGCAAAGGGCGCAGAGAAGAUGAGCUACACUGGACUAAACUUGCAGUUUGUGCACACUGCCCUUCUUCAUCUGUUUUCAUGGCCCCUGAAGGACUUGCAUUGGGACAUUUUUCUUUUGUUAAAUUAAUGUGCUAUUUUGUGUGAUGGGUGAAAUCCCUUAGAGAGGAGUUGUUUUAAAACUUUUGUGAAUUUGGACCUAAAAGAAAUAGCUUCUGAAAUCAGAACCAUCCCUCGAGCAGUUUCCUGGAGAAAGGAAGUACUACAGGGGUGUCCUAUGCCCCAAGUCCACUGCUUUGGGGGAAGUUUGCCUUUUGUCAUAUUACCCUGUGGAGCAACUAUUAGCUCUGAAUCACCCACAAGAAAACCAGUUGU